This is a messenger RNA of Raphanus sativus (radish), 1058 nucleotides long. RefSeq names its product transcription repressor OFP15-like. Lineage: Eukaryota; Viridiplantae; Streptophyta; Magnoliopsida; Brassicales; Brassicaceae. Bases 110 to 922 code for a protein of 270 amino acids. The record is from RefSeq and is a predicted model, not a curated record. Gene Ontology annotation, biological process: negative regulation of DNA-templated transcription. The transcript has a single exon.
CCAUUAACUCUCUCAGUUUCUUACUUUGAAUCCAAUCCCCAAGCAAAAACUAAAAUAAAAAAAUAUAUUUCUUGUCCUAUUUUUCUUAAGAAAGUAAAAAAGAGAAAAAAUGAAAAUCCCAUUUGUAAACAAGAACCACUCUUCAUUUUUGUGUUCUUCAAAUUCAAAUUCAGUUUCAUCAUCAACAAAUUCCACAUCAUGGGCAUGGCCUUCUUGUCAUCAAAUCCCCAAAACCAUUUCUUUCAGAGCCACCAUCACUUUCAGCAACCCCUUCCACGAGCAAGAAGACAAGGAGGUUGACCAACCUGAGAUUAAAGAGUCGAUAGAGAGUGUGAUAAAAGGGCUAAGAUCUUCAGAGAGACUCAUCUUCGAAAGCAAAGGAGAAUCCAAUUCUAUACUCGAAGAAGCUACAACUAAGCGAGUACAAGAAGAGGAAGAAGAAGCAGAGGAGGAGGAAGGUUUCUUGCUCUUGUCCAUGGAAUCAAACGACCCUUACUCUGACUUCAAGAGAUCCAUGGAGGAGAUGGUUGAGGUACACUCGCUUCACCACGACUGGAGAAGCCUCGAGCAUCUUCUUGUCCAGUUCUUGAAAGUCAACGCCAAGACCAGCCAUCGAUACAUCUUCGCCGCUUUUGUCGAUCUACUCUUGAACUUAGCACCAAACGCUAUUGAACCCAUCAAUAACAACAUUGCCAAAGACUACGUGGACGGCGUUUCGGCGUCACGCGCCGCCGCCGGAGAGGCAAGCACUUCUUAUUGUACCAGUAUAAGUCUUGGAGAAUCUCCGUUAUCACCUUUGUCGUUCUACACGUCGUGUUCUUCAUCUUCUUCCUCUGAUGAGACUUCAUCCACGUCCGUACGAUUCUUGCCGUUGUCUUCGUUGUUAGAGAUGGAUGAGAAAACUAAAGACAUUUUGGUUUAGAAUGAUUUUCUUUAUUUCUUCUUAAUUUGUAUUUUUAGUUUAAUCGAGUAUUUGUGCAGAGUCGUAACACUACGCUGAAUAUUGCUAUAUUGGUAUUUAUUGUGUUUACUUCUUAAUAUUUAGAUUAUGCCGACUU